CAAGAGGCCCAACCCAAUCCUGCAAAGACAAAAAAAAAGGAUAAGAAGGUAGAAAGUUCAAAUACAUCGACUAUUAGGAGGAGCCCUAGGUUUAAGAAGACAGAAACUGAACAAAGGGAGGAGAGUCCACCUAGGAAAGCCUCAGCUAAUGCUAAAGUGUUGAGGUUUGAUGAAGAAAAGGAUGAUGGAUGUGAAGGAUCUGGUUAUUCAAGUUCAGAUUUGAGUGAUGAGGGACAAGAUUGGGAACCUGGUGAAGAAGAAUUUGAUGAAGGGGAUGAGGAAUGGUAUAUUGAAGGGUCAAAGGAGAUCUUGGCCAAAGUGAACAAGAGCCUUAGGAAAGGUUUGGAGAGUGCAGUAGAUGACAGGGUUGGCAAAGAUAAGAGAGUAGAGUUGAGAAAUGAUUUGGAUGUUGGAAAACCGAAGGUGAAUCCAGAAAGUGAUGCUGAUUCAGAUGAUUCAAGGAGUUUGUGUGGAUCUGAUGAGGAACAGGACUAUGCUCCUUGGUUUAAUGCUGAUGUGGACUUUGACAACCCAAUCAAGUUGAAGUUAAAUCAGAAAUUCAGUAAUGCUUCAGUCUUGAGGAGGGCCUUAAGACUUCAUGCCAUUCAAAACAGGUAUGAGUUCUACUACUUGCAUAAUGACAGUAAAAGGAUUACAGUUCAGUGUAGAUAUAGAUGUGGCUGUGAGUUCAAUAGCUACACUUGUAGAAUGCCUGCUUGUACAUGUGUGGGGGGGGGUAAAGUGUCAGUUCAAGGUGUUUGCAUCAAAACUUGUUAAGCAGCAAACUUGGCAAAUCAAAACCUUGAAUUUAGACCAUUCCUGCUUCAGAGUAAAGAAGAACAAGAUGCUUACUGCUGAAUACAUAGCAGAGAGGUAUUUAGAAGAGUUUAGGAGUAACCCUGGUUGGAGAAUUAAGGAGAUUAGGGCUAGGAUUUUGAAUGAUUUAGGAGUUGAUGUGAGUUACUAUAAGGCAUGGCUAGCUAGGUGUAGGGCAAAACUACUGAUAUUUGGUUCAGCUAGGGAGCAGUAUGCUAGGGUGUGGGAUUAUGGGAAAGCUGUGAUGAAGUACAACCCUGGUUCAGGGUGCAAUGUUGUUGUUGAUGGUAUUGACAGGCCAGAGCCACCAUUGUUCAUGAGGAUGUUCAUCUGUUUAAGGCCAUUGAGAGAUGGAUUUGCAAAGGGUUGUAGGCCUUUAAUAGGGUUGGAUGGUUGUCACCUCAAGGGUGCCUUUCCUGGGCAAAUUCUGGUGGCAGUUGCUAAGGAUGGGAAUAACAACUUGUUUCCUCUAGCUUGGGCCACAGUGGAGAUUGAAAACCAGGAAACUUGGGGUUGGUUCUUGGAAUCCCUUAUGUCAAUGUUCACACAUGAUCAAGGAGCUGGGCUGACCAUCAUGUCUGACAGGCAAAAGGGUUUGAUUAAAGCAAUGGCUGAUGUUAUUCCCAAAGCUGAGCAAAGGUUUUGUGUGAGGCAUAUUUGGGCUAACUUCAAGCUCAACUUCACUGGAUCAACCUUUAAGGAGCUGUUUUGGAGAGCAGCUAGGGCCACCACCAUUUUUGAGCAUGAAAUUGCCAUGGAGUCUAUCAAAUUCCUCGAUGAAGAGGCAUAUGAGUAUUUAAUCAACAUUCCUCCCCACCAUUGGUCUAGACAUGCAUUCACACCAAACUGCAAGUCCAACAUGUUGUUGAACAACAUGUGUGAGACUUUCAAUGCAGUCAUUAGGCCUGCCAGAGAUAAACCUAUCCUCACCCAAAUGGAAUGGAUGAGGAGGUAUAUUAUGAACAGGAAUAAUGAAAAGUGGGAGGAUUCAAAAACAAUUACACACAACUUAGUGCCAUAUGUGAGGCAUGUUCUGGGGAGGAUAGACUUUGUGGCUAGGUCCUGUGUGGUGCAGCCAUCCAGAGGGAAUACAUUUGAGGUGCAGCUGAAGGAUGACCAGGUGUUGGUUGAUUUGGACAAGGAGACCUGCACAUGUUACCAUUGGGAACUCACUGGCAUUCCAUGUGUUCAUGCUUAUGCCUGCAUAUUGGAUAUGAGGGGUGACAUAGAGGCUGUUGUUGACCCAUACUAUACCAUGGACACAUACAGGUCUGCUUAUGAACCAGCUGUCCAACCAAUGCCUGGCCCAAAGCACUGGGAGAGAGUCAGAAUGAGGGAACCACUACCCCCUUCUGUUAAGGUGCAACCUGGGAGACCAAAGAGCAAAAAAAGGAAGCUUGAGCCAGGAGAAUGUUCUUCUUCAGGUGGUCAGGCAAGUACCAAGAGGAAGAAGCAAUGCAGCAACUGUGGGGGAUAUAGGCAUUAUGCCAAGACUUGCAAAGUACCUGCUGCACCAGCUACAGAGCUGAUAAAGUCAGCAGGCAGACCCCCACUGAACACUCCUUGGAUGGUGGAGGAGAGGAAGAAGAAAGAGAUUAGGGCUGCUAAAAAGAGUGCAAUUGGGGCUGGACCAAACAGCAUAGGAAACAAAAAGUUUCCUCAAGAGCAAGAAGGUUGUCUGCCAUUCAGCAAGCGCCCACAGCCACAGUCUUCCUCAGCUAAGCAUUCCUCAGCUCAGCCAUCCUCUAGUCAGCCAUCCUCAGCUCAGCCUUCCUCAAGUCAGCCUGCCUCAAGCCAACCAAAAAGAAAGACAAGGUCUUCCUCAAGUCAGCCUACAACAGCCACAGGUGUUGUAACAAGGGCCAGGCUGCAAUCCCUCAACAACCUUACUCAGUGAUGUACUCAUGCUGGAUAUCAAACAUUAUGUCUGUUGAACAAUUUCAAACUUUUAUUAUGUACUCAUGACUGGUUAUGUAACUUGCUAGUUUUUUAGUGGCUUCCCUUAACAAAUUUGAACAAUUAGAUAUUGAAUUGUAAUGGUUGCAUGGCUUUGAUUGCCAUUGAAACAUGUUGAAGUAA
Messenger RNA from Chenopodium quinoa (quinoa), 2895 nucleotides. RefSeq lists its product as uncharacterized. NCBI's taxonomy places the organism in Eukaryota, Viridiplantae, Streptophyta, Magnoliopsida, Caryophyllales, Amaranthaceae. The record is from RefSeq and is a predicted model, not a curated record. Gene Ontology annotation, biological process: DNA transposition. The transcript has 4 exons. The coding region runs from base 599 to 2713 and encodes 704 amino acids. Gene Ontology annotation, molecular function: transposase activity; zinc ion binding; DNA binding.